AUGGCGGCUAUUGCGUCCACUGAGUCAAUUGACAAGCUGCAGUAUCAAGUUACGGAGUCACUGGGGGCUUUCCGAACUCAACGAGAAGAGACAGAUCGCGUCGCCGCCCUGAAGGCAGCGCAGAGACUGGUAAAUGCACUACAGAAACCGCAGGAUUCGGUCUAUCACCUGGCCUAUUCCCCUACUCAUGCCAUGUGCGUGCGCAUUGCCCUCGACAUGGAUAUAUUCGCAACACUGACGGAGCGUGAUGGGCCCGUGUCGCUAGAUGAGCUGGCAGCCGUGAAGAACGCCAGUCCGAUCCUGGUUGCGAAUACGAUACACGCUAUUUUGGUGAUCAAGUUUAUAUUCGAUGUUGGCAUGCCGACUCUUGCCAAAGUCCCCGAGUUUCUCCGCCGCCAGGAACACCGAAACCCAGAGGGUGCCACUACAGGCCCACUACAAUUCGCCGAGAAGAUUGACGAGUCGAUCUGGACUUGGCUGCCACAAAAUCCAGAGAAGCUUGAUUCUUGCAAUACAUUCAUGGAGGGUGACUGUGGCGCGCGACCCAGUUGGCUUGAGUGGUUCCCGGUGGAAGAACGUCUUCUAUGUGACACUCAUCCUGAUGCGGAGACACUUAUGGUAGAUGUCGCAGGGGGCCGAGGACAUGACCUCGCAGCAUUUGCGACACGGUAUCCGGAUGUGCCAGGGCGCUUAAUACUCGAAGAUCUGCCACAUGUUUUGGAAGAGAGUACUAUAGACGCGGAGCGUAUUGAAAAACAACCAUUUGACUUGUUUAAACCACAACCUAUUCAUGGAGCUCGCAUUUAUUAUAUGAAAUUCAUUCUCCAUGAUUGGUCCGACGAGGAGAAUCAUGCCAUCCUUACUCAGCUGGCUGGUGCAAUGAAGCAAGGUUACUCGAAACUGAUCAUCGAAGAGUUUGUGCUGGCAGAUCGCGAUGGUGCUAUGUUACCGGCGAUGUGGGAUUGGGAAAUGAUGAUUUUCUGUAACAGUAUGGAGCGGUCCCAGUCCCAUUGGACUCGCUUGCUAAAGGGAGCCGGUUUCCAAGUUAUCAAGUUCUGGGCACCGCCUGGCGAUGGGCAAGGCAUUAUCGAAGCCGAACUCAAAUAG
Molecule: messenger RNA, 1107 nt
Organism: Penicillium expansum
Lineage: Eukaryota; Fungi; Ascomycota; Eurotiomycetes; Eurotiales; Aspergillaceae
Product: Winged helix-turn-helix transcription repressor DNA-binding
Exons: 5
Coding region: 1-1107 (368 amino acids)
Molecular function (GO): O-methyltransferase activity
Source: RefSeq, a predicted model, not a curated record